CGUUUGGCCAAAAAGUGCAGCCGAAUACCGAUUGUAACCGGUUCGAUACCCGGUUAUACCGAAUACCGGUUUACCGAAUACCAACCCUAACGGAGAGUGACCGAACUUGGACUGUUCAACUAAUUCGAGUGACUAUAAAUGGAAUAAAUCAAUUCGGGUGACAAACGUGAAAUUUUUAAGCAAUUCGGGUGACCAAACUUGCAAUUAAGCCCUUUAUUAGAUAUAGUCCGAUUCAUACAUCAAUUAAGUUCGUAGAGAUCCAGUACAUACUCCUACUAACAACCGACAAUUACGCAAAAGUCUUGAAUGCUGACGUGAAGAGGUUGAUUUUCUCAACCCUUUAAUAUGUUUUUCAGAUAAGAUAAAUUGGUUAGAUGGAUGACAAAAACAAUAACAACCAGCAAUGACGCCGCAUAACGUGGACGGCCGGUGAAAAUCUGGCACGGCGGCAGUCAUUAUCCUCUCGACCAGGAGCCAUCCUGGCCACGUGUAGCUCACCGAUUGGCCGAAUUUCGUCUCCCUUCCCCGCUCUGAUCCAAAGUGGGGCAAAAAGGAAAAGAUCGCGCCCACACAAUCUCGAUUUCUCACUCUCGAUUCCACUUUACUUUCUUCUUCAUCUUCUUCCCAUCCUCAUUCGUCUUUUAAUGCCCACCUAAUACCUCCGCCAUAUGGAAUCAACCAUUUCUUGCCGUGGUCGCUCGCUGUCACAUUUCCUCCCUUCCCCGCUGCCGAUCCGCUCGCCGCACUACCUCCACUCAAUUCUCAAGCUCCCGUCGCGAUUUUCUCCGCUGCCGUCGACACCGAUUUCCAUGGCGUCGCCUCCCCUUCAUGUCUCUGCCUCGUCCGCCGUUGGUGCUAAGAACGAUGAAGCAACGACGACUGCUUCCUCUGGUCUCGUCGGAGAGACUGAUCUGCUCAUUGUCGGCCCCGGAGUACUAGGUCGCUUAGUCGCCGAGAAAUGGCGGGAGGAAAACCCAGGUAGUCAGAUUGUGGGACAAACGAUGACUGAGGAUCACCAUGAGGAACUGAUCAAAUUGGGGAUCAAUCCUUCUCUGAAAGAUACUCAAUCGAGUCAACGAUAUCCUUACGUGAUCUUCUGUGCUCCACCUUCUCGAUCCGCUGAUUAUCCUGCCGAUGUGAGGGAAGCUGCUUUGAGAUGGAAUGGAGAAGGCUGUUUCCUGUUCACUUCAAGCUCGGCGCCCUAUGAUUGUUACGACAAUGGAGACUGCAAUGAGGACACUCCAGUUGUGCCAAUUGGGAGAAGCCCUCGAACAGACGUCCUUCUCAAAGCAGAGCAAGUAGUUCUGGAACAUGAGGGUUGCGUGGUUAGAUUGGCUGGACUCUAUAAAUCAGAUAGAGGUGCACAUACUUACUGGUUAGAGAAAGGAACUGUCGAGAUUCGGCCGGAUCACAUCCUUAAUCUCAUUCACUACGAGGAUGCUGCAUCUCUAUGCACAACAAUCCUGAAAAACAAAGUCCGUGGCCAGAUCUUCUUAGGCUGCGACAACCAUCCAUUGUCUAGGCAGGAAGUGAUGGACCUGGUUGCUAAAAGUGGCAAGUUCAGCAAGAAAUUUGAGGGCUUUACUGGAACAAGUGAUCCUCUUGGUAAGAAACUAAACAACUCGAAAACUCGGCAGGCGCUUUCAUGGGAACCUAAGUAUCCCAGCUUAGCUCACUUUCUUGGAGUGGCUUCAUCAGAAUGAGUCAAUCUCAUUGAGCAGCAACAUACAAUUUCGAGCUGUGAAGUGAAUCUGAAUAGGGAGAAGCUAUGGUGCCAUUCGAGAAUAAGCAGUGGUUGUGAAAUGUGAUUUUUACGGAUGGAAAUUGAAAAUGGAGGAAUGGCUGGAAACAAACACAGAUUUUUUGG
This is a messenger RNA of Linum trigynum, 1867 nucleotides long. NCBI's taxonomy places the organism in Eukaryota, Viridiplantae, Streptophyta, Magnoliopsida, Malpighiales, Linaceae. The record is from the annotation of a GenBank genome assembly.